Molecule: messenger RNA, 1359 nt
Organism: Eremothecium gossypii ATCC 10895
Lineage: Eukaryota; Fungi; Ascomycota; Saccharomycetes; Saccharomycetales; Saccharomycetaceae
Product: AFL087Cp
Exons: 1
Coding region: 1-1359 (452 amino acids)
Molecular function (GO): DNA-binding transcription factor activity, RNA polymerase II-specific
Source: RefSeq, marked provisional
AUGGAGUACUCGCAGGACGCAUGGGGCAAACAGUCGCCGCUGGAUGCGUCGCCGUCGGCGUGGUCGGUGUCGGAGACGGCAGGGGACGUGCCGAGCGGGGCGUCGGCGACGACGGCCAGCGGGCACAACGUGGAGGGCAGCGGGGCGCGCAGCAGCCCCUACUCGGAAGCGAGCUACAAUAACGUGCUGAGCGACCAGGCCAUCGAGCGGAUCCGGCGGCAGCAGAACCAGAACAAGCUGAUCCACCUGGAGCCUAUCCCGGACUUCAAGGACAAAAACGACAUCAAGCCGUGGCUGCAGAAGAUAUUUUACCCACAGGGCAUCGAGAUAGUGAUCGAGCGGUCCGACAAGAUCAAGGUGGUGUUCAAGUGCAAGGCGUCGAAGCGGACGAAGAGCGGGUCCGCGCCGGGCUCGCAGGCCGGCGCGGCGGAGGACGAGCUGGGCGGGCAGUACGAGACGCUGCCGCUGUCUCCGGUGGUGACAGCGUCGCAGCUGCGCAAAAAGAAGCGCGCGGUGUCGCCGUACAACACAUGUCCGUUCCGGGUGCGAGCGGCGUACUCGCUCAAGCGCAAGCGAUGGAGCAUCGUGGUGGUCAACAACGGGCACUCGCACCCGCUGAAGUUCAACCCGGACUCGGCGGAGUACCGAAAGUUCAAAAAUAACCUGCGGCAGGAGUGCGACUGGGACGCGGUCAAGAAGUUCGAUGAGCUGGAGUACCGCAGCAAGUUCAACCUGCCCACGGAGCCGACGCCGAUACCCUGUGACUGCGGGCUGACUCAGGAGAUCGAGUCCUUCAACGUCAUUCUGCCCAGCACCAACAUCCUGGGCUCCUCCGCGCCCGUCUUCACCGAGAAGAAGACGGUCUCGAAGCCGCGAUGCCGCAAGACGCUGCAGCGCGACCGCUGCUCGCAGCUGCGACGCCAGAGCACGCAGUCGAAGCUCACGCACGAGCUGCACACGGCGCUCAGUCCGACGCUGGGGUCGUCAGCCGACACCCUCGGCUCGCCCGUGCGCUACGCCGCGCAGGACGCAGAGGUCGACUUCACGGAGGUCUUCCUGCGCUCGCUGCCGCCCGCGAAGCCACUGCACUCCGCGCGCGCGCCCGACGCCGCGCGCGACAGCUGGCACGCGCUCGAGCAGCUGCUCGACGACCCCGCGGACGCGCCGCCCCGCACGCCGCUCCCGUCCGCGUCCGCAGACUGCGUCAACCCGCUGCUGCACUUCGCGCAGCGCCCCGCGGACGAUCCCGUCGACUCGCUCGCCUACGAGCUCAACGCGCUCAGCGCCAUGGACUCUCCGUUCGCCCGCCCCGCGCCCGACGCCCAGUUUCUCUGGGAGGACCCCAAGUAUUUCCCCUAG